CGCGGGGGCACAUCGCAUAUGCGACAUGUCUAGUAGAGGUACCUAAGGUAUGAUUAAAUUUGCAUCCCGCUUGUCGGCGGGUGCGGGGACGAGCUUGUGACAAAAUUAUUUUAUUGUCGCUAUACUUUUAUAUGUUUAUACAUUUAUAUACUCUUAUACUCCUUUACUCUUAUACUCCCCCUCAACGCCUUUGCGAAAAUCUAGACUUAGAUUUUUCAUAUAGUCGUUGGGAAGCCAAUGCUCUCUGCGAGACUCUCUGGUUUAUUUGGGUUGGACUACUCUACUGGGAUAUCUUCUUUUAGUAUCGAAUCUUUACCCUGAAAACUUUAACAUUGGGUACCUAUAUAAAGAUUCUUUACUGCCUAGAGGAUACUCUUAGGUAGAGGUACCUAGGUUAGGAGGCAGCUAUCUAGAAUAUGCCGCGAUUUGUAUCGCAAUGCGCCCUGCCGCUUCCGGGCCGGCUAAAGGCGCUUCCGCUCCCCGUAGUCCAGAUCAUCGGGACCCUGGUAUUCGCCAACAUGAUCGUCUGGGCGGCCGUGGGCGUCGUUCUGCACUACUACCCGGCGAUGAUCAGCCCGGCCGUGCUCUCGUACACCUUGGGCCUCCGCCACGCCCUCGACGCCGACCACAUCAGCGCCAUAGACCUGAUGACCCGGCGGUUGAUUGCGUCAGGCCAGCGCCCGGUCACCGUCGGUACGUUCUUUAGUCUGGGCCACUCGACGAUCGUCAUCAUCACGUGCAUCGUCGUGGCCGCGACCAGCGGCGCCCUGCGCGACCGCUUUGACAACUUCCAGUACGUCGGCGGCAUCAUCGGCACCAGCGUCAGCGCGGCCUUUCUCAUCCUGCUGUGUCUGGGGAACGGAUGGGUCUUGUACCGCCUCGUGAGCCGCCUUCGCGCCGUGCUCCGCGAAUCGGACCCGCACCACCCCGAGGAGGCGGGGGAGGAGGAGGACCAAGCCGCGACGACGAAUUUGCAGCUCGAGGGCGCCGGGUUCCUGGCUACCGUCUUUCGGAGGCUGUUCCGUAUCGUGGACCGGCCGUGGAAGAUGUAUCCCCUAGGCGUUUUAUUUGGACUCGGGUUUGACACGAGCUCGGAAAUUGCCAUCCUAGGCAUUGCGAGUGUGCAGGGAGCACAGGGCACAAGUCUUUGGAUCAUUCUGAUUUUUCCGCUCCUAUUCACGGCGGGAAUGUGCAUGCUGGAUACGACGGACGGAGCCCUCAUGAUGGCGCUGUACACCUCAAAGGCCUUCGCGCGCGAUACUGUGGCUAUCCUGUACUACUCGAUCGUGCUGACGGGCAUCACGGUCAUCGUCUCGGCGUUCAUCGGCGUCAUCCAGGUCCUGUCGCUCGUGCAAAACGUCGCCGAACCCGAGGGUUCCUUUUGGGACGGUCUCGGCGAGAUCGGCGACCACUUCGAUAUCAUCGGCGGCUCUAUCUGCGGAUUGUUUCUUGUUGUCGGUCUUGGCUCUUUGCUUGCCUACGGGCCUUGGAGGCGCGGGGUCGAGAGGAGAAGGCGCAUCGAUAGCGAGGCGCAGAGGUUGCCGUCGGAUGAUGCUAAUGGUGCAUUUCACGACGUGGAAAGUUGAUUCGUGGGGAUAUAUACGUUGAUAUUAAUACCCAAAAUGACUGAUCUAAUAGAAAACAUCUAACCUUAGAUAUACACAAGUCAUAUCUUGCCAAUACGAUAAAACAUGAUUUAAUGAUGAUAUUUCAUUUUUUUAUUGAGUCGGGUCGUCGGUCUGAUUGAGUGGAAAGAGAUAUUCGGAGAGACUACCCUAAGUACAAUGCCAAAGGUGACAAUUUAAUAUAUAACUCACAACUCAUCAUCUAUCCUAUCUCCCGUCCGACCGCCUCUUUUCUGCCGCCAUGACCGCCGAACCGCAUUCCCCCCUCCCCCCUUAUGCAUAGAAGUUACCUAAUAGCCCCGUACCCGGGCUAUCCGGAUCCUGCGGAUCCUGUUCGUUCGUAGAGGCUU
Daldinia caldariorum is the source of this 1975-nucleotide messenger RNA. Its product is annotated as NicO-domain-containing protein. Gene Ontology annotation, molecular function: nickel cation transmembrane transporter activity. Lineage: Eukaryota; Fungi; Ascomycota; Sordariomycetes; Xylariales; Hypoxylaceae. The record is from RefSeq and is a predicted model, not a curated record. The transcript is spliced from 3 exons. Gene Ontology annotation, biological process: nickel cation transmembrane transport. The coding region runs from base 417 to 1586 and encodes 389 amino acids. Gene Ontology annotation, cellular component: plasma membrane.